Messenger RNA from Vollenhovia emeryi, 2491 nucleotides. RefSeq names its product protein FAM73B (gene Miga). NCBI's taxonomy places the organism in Eukaryota, Metazoa, Arthropoda, Insecta, Hymenoptera, Formicidae. Gene Ontology annotation, biological process: mitochondrial fusion. The transcript is spliced from 9 exons. The record is from RefSeq and is a predicted model, not a curated record. Bases 110 to 1675 code for a protein of 521 amino acids.
GAUCACGAAGCCGCGGCGUCGCGCCGCAGGUGGCAGGUUUCGCGCGAGGACGGCUCGGCGACACGCGUGAAUUUUGGUUAAUAUUGUUUAUAACAAAGUAAGUGUGACAAUGUCCCUUUUCAACGUGCGGCAAUUCUUCGGCGCGCUGUGUCAGCGUUACAUGUUCCCGUUCCCGGCGGUACACCUGUCUCGCACGCAAAAGAUUUUCAUCAUCUGCUUCGCCGGCGGUUCGAUAUUACUGGGAGGACUGGCACAGUUUUUGAAGAGACGACGGAGACACCCCAUCCCACCCUCCAGGAGGCAUUACAGAGACUACAAGACAAGAUUGGGCAACAUCAAGAACGCUAAUUUUGAUGUACUGUCGCAAGCGUCCUGGGCGAGAAGAAGCGAGGCCAGCACCAGGAGUCACAUUAGCGAUCGUGCGUCACUCAUCUCCUCCGUGCCGGGUGGUCCGGACAACGACGAAAGACUUACUCCGCAGCAAUAUGGUGUCCUCGGACUCGAGGCGCUGGAGAAGGCCCUUUAUUGCUGGGAGGACGCCCUCACCGCGUUCAGCUCGGCACUUGGAAACGACGCCCUGGCACUGCCGUCGAAGGCCGACGCGGCGUUCACCCACGACGUGCAGGAGCUGCUCGACAUGGGCUACCAGAUCCAGAGCCACGCGGAACUGCUCUUCCUCGAUCAACACUCCGUUUUAUUCCGCAACGACAGCGAGGAGAGCCUCGACAAGCCUUCGAACAUCGGGACGCGGCUGUCUGGUAUCAGGGAUAAUAAAGCCGACGUCGCAUCGUCGCCCGAAUCGUUCGAGUCUGCACGUGACGGGGUUGCGGAUCUGCGCGAAUUCGAGGAAUUCUCAGAACUGUUCCCACACUUCGAAAAGCAAAAGCUCUAUCAUGCUGCUCUUAAACAGCACGAGGAUAAGGGCAUUCCUUGCAGGAGACUACACACGGAGCUUGUAAAGUGCGGAUCGGACGUGGAAUAUUUAGCGAAGGUGUACUGCCUGCGGCAAGCUUAUACGAAAUUGUUUAAUUUACCCACGGCAACGCAAUACAUAGUGGAUGUGGGUCGUCAAAUCAUUAGCGAUUUAAUUAUGUACGCGGAUAGGACGAAAAUGCUAUUGCAGGAUCCUAAAGAUUACCUAAUGUAUUAUGAGCGCAUGCUGGAGUUUCUGCAAGACCCGCGCAGUCAAGGUAUCAUGGAGGAGGAGUUGACCGCUCGAGGUGUCAAGUGCAUGAACUUCUACGACGUGCUCAUUGAUUUCAUACUCUUGGACGCGUUCGAGGACGUGGAGAAACCGCCGCCGCCCGUCAGAGCUAUAGUCCAGAACAGAUGGGUGUCCACCAGUUUUAAGGAAACUGCGAUAGGAACAGCGCUCUGGUCCCUCCUCGCGGGCAAAAGGAGAAUGCUGAAAUACGAUCAAGGCUUUUUGGCGCACUUCUACUCCAUCUCCGAGCAAAUCUCGCCGAUGUUCAUCUGGGGAUUCUUGGGUUCUGAAGAGAGCCUACGUUCCACUUGUUAUUACUUUAGGGAGCAAGUGAUCGAGUUUCUUGUAGAUAUAUUUAACUUCUUCAAGGUACGAUACACCACUGUCGACGAACUCGCCGCAGAUAUUCUCAGGGAAAUGAAACUAAGAGUCGACAAUAUAAAUCAAAGACUGUCGUUAGAAGGUUGCUAGCCAAAUGAAAUAAGUUUAGGCAACCAUGCUAACGCAACGUUGAAUAGGCUUGCGGAUUAUUUCAACUAUUGCAUUGCAUAUACCGCUCCGACAUCUAUGUUGUAAAAGAUAAUGUUAAUAUUAACGAAAUUAAGCCAUAUUUGAUAAGUUGGGUAAACGGUGCAACAUGUUAUCGCACGUUUUAAUUUUCAUUACCGCGCCUAUAACGAGUAAUUACAAUAAGUGAUCUUGCGAAAUUAUCUUGCGAAGUAAUAUCGCAAAGAGACACUGCGCACCCUUUUGUCGCCGCCAAUCAGAAAAAUCUAUAUUGAGCUUCACACUCGAAACAGCUUCUGAUGUCCAGUUCUCCACGUGCAACAUGUUAUCGCGUUUUAAUUUUCAUUACCACGCCCAUAUCAAGUAAUUGCAGCAAGUGAUCUUGCGAAGUAAUAUCGCAAAGAGACACUGCGCACCCCUGUGUUGCCGCCGAUUAGAAAACUAGUUUAAUUGAGUUCCACAUUUAAAUGAACAGCUUCUAAUGUCCAGUUCUCUACGAACAUAGGGGAUAAUUGAAAUGUCCGAUAUAGAUUUUACAAAAAUAGAUAUCAAAUUUAUAGGCUGGAUCCUACUUACAAAGCUUGGGAAAUUAAUCCAUCGCGCACGCGCAACAAUUAAACACGCAAUGUUAUUCACUCUGACCUAACAAGUAAUUUCGUUAUCAAUCAUUAUGUGAAAGAAAUUUUGUAGACACUCUAUAAAUAAUUUUGCGAGACAUGUAAAAUAUUGUGACUGUUGCAAUUCUAUUUAUUAUUUAUUAAAAUAUAAGUCUCAUUUUUA